GUGGCGUUGGGCCCGCGCGGGCGCUCGGGUGACUGAGGCUGCUCAGCUCCCUGCCUCCGCCCCUCGCGGCCUCCCGUCGCUUGGCACAGGGCUGGAUGGUUGCACCGGGUAGGGUGGCUCCAGGAUGUUAGGGACUGUGAAGAUGGAAGGGCAUGAGAGCAGCGACUGGAACAGCUACUACGCGGACACACAGGAGGCCUACUCCUCGGUCCCGGUCAGCAAUAUGAACUCGGGCCUGGGCUCCAUGAACUCCAUGAACACCUACAUGACCAUGAACACCAUGACCACGAGUGGCAACAUGACCCCGGCGUCGUUCAACAUGUCCUACGCCAACCCAGGCCUGGGUGCCGGCCUGAGCCCCGGCGCCGUGGCCGGCAUGCCGGGGGGGUCUGCGGGCGCCAUGAACAGCAUGACCGCAGCGGGCGUAACGGCAAUGGGGGCGGCGCUGAGCCCAGGAGGCAUGGGAGCCAUGGGCGCGCAGCCGGCGGCCUCCAUGAACGGCCUGAGCCCCUACGCAGCCGCCAUGAACCCAUGCAUGAGCCCCAUGGCGUACGCGCCGUCGAACCUGGGCCGCAGUCGUACCGGCGGCGGAGACGCCAAGACCUUCAAGCGCAGCUACCCGCAUGCCAAGCCACCCUACUCGUACAUCUCGCUCAUCACCAUGGCCAUCCAGCAGGCGCCCAGCAAGAUGCUGACGCUGAGCGAGAUCUACCAGUGGAUCAUGGAUCUCUUUCCCUACUACCGGCAAAAUCAGCAGCGCUGGCAGAACUCCAUCCGCCACUCGCUGUCCUUUAACGACUGCUUCGUCAAGGUGGCGCGCUCCCCAGACAAGCCAGGCAAGGGGUCCUACUGGACACUGCAUCCGGAUUCAGGCAAUAUGUUCGAGAACGGCUGCUACUUGCGCCGCCAGAAGCGCUUCAAGUGCGAGAAGCAACCCGGGACCGGUGGCGGCGGCGGGAGCGGAGGUGGCGGCGCCAAAGGCGGCCCGGAGAGUCGCAAGGACCCCUCGGGCUCUGCAAACCCCAGUGCCGACUCUCCGCUUCACCGAGGCGUGCACGGCAAGGCCGGCCAGCUAGAGGGCGCGCCGGCCCCGGGGCCCGCCGCCAGCCCCCAGACUCUGGACCACAGCGGGGCGGCGGCGACAGGGGGCGCCUCGGAGCUGAAGACUCCGGCUUCGUCAGCUGCGCCCCCCAUCAGCUCCGGGCCGGGGGCUCUGGCAUCUGUGCCCCCCUCCCACCCGGCGCACGGCUUGGCACCCCACGAGUCCCAGCUGCACCUGAAAGGGGACCCCCACUACUCCUUCAACCACCCCUUUUCCAUCAACAACCUCAUGUCCUCCUCGGAGCAGCAGCACAAGCUGGACUUCAAGGCAUACGAACAGGCACUACAGUACUCGCCCUACGGCGCCGCGUUGCCUGCCAGCCUGCCUCUCAGCAGCGCCUCGGUGGCCACCAGGAGCCCCAUCGAGCCCUCAGCUCUGGAGCCGGCCUACUACCAAGGUGUGUAUUCCAGACCCGUCCUAAACACUUCCUAGCUCCCGGGACUGGGGGUUAGUCUGACAUAACCAAGCAGGAGAGGGGGAAAAAAAAAAUCAAACAAAAUCAUACACACCAAACCGACAACAUAAUAAAAUCCCAGCAACUAUUUUUAUUUAAUUUUUUGUGCACAAUCUUCCCCCUAGUACAAAGGACUGUUACUUUGUUAUUGUAUUAAAAAUGUGUUGUGUAUAUUAUGACAGACAACCAAACCCAAUUUUUUUUUCCUGCAAAGUUUAAAGAUCCAAGGUUGUAUAUAUACAAUGCCCCUCCUUCUUUGCUCCUCUCCCUUAGGUCCCCCUUUUCCCUCCAGACAGUCUAGUUUGUGCAGAGUGUAUUUUUUAAAAACAAACAAAUGGUCAACCUUGUGAAAUAUUUGUUUUGUGCUUUUUCCCCCUCCUUACCUACCCCCCACAAGUUUACAAGUCUGUGGCAAUACUCUUCACCUAAAGAACUGACAUGGUGAAGAAACAAGUAGACACUAGAGGCUCUUAAAAGUAUUGAAGGACAAUACUCUUGUUAUGCAGCAAAACAUAAACAUCAGAGCCAUUUGUUUUUUCAGCUUAGGUUUCUGAUACAUUCAGAUAACAGAUGUCUUAAAUGAAAUACAUAUAUAUUGUGUAUGUACUUAAUUAUGCACACGCUCACAUAUGUAGACAUCUCCCAUAUACAUAACAUACAGAGGACAUAUGUAGGUGACAUACAUGCUGCAUUUUCAAGAGUUGCCUGACCAAGAAGUUACAAAGACCACCCCCUAACCUUGUCCUCUCUGCCACAUUUGGCCUUGAGGAUCAAUUACUCAAGAAUUGCCUUCCUCAAGAACUCUGCUCCUUGGUUUGCAAAGUCCCAUGUCAUGUCAUUCUGAGGUCACAUAACAUGUAUAAAAGUAGCUUCUAUGUAUGUAUACCAUUUAAAGAAUUUUUUCCCGGAAUAAGAAAAAGGAAUAUUACAAUGUUGGAGGAAAGAUGUUAUAGGAAACUGUAUUUCAAAAUUUGGUCCAAGAUUCCAAAAUCCAAUUGACUGUAGCAAUUUUAAUUAUUGCCAUUGUGUGCUUGUUUCAUCCAGUGUUAAUGCACUUUCCACAGUUGGACAUGGUGUUAGUAUAGCCAGACGGGUUUCAUUAUCAUUCUUCUUUGCUUUAUCAAUGUUCUUAAUUUAUUGCAUGGUUUAUUUUUUUUUUCUUUACAGCUGAAAUUGCAUUGAAUGAUGGUUAAAAUUACAGAUUAAAAUGUUAAUUUUUAUCAGUGUGAUUGUAAUUUAAAUAUUUUGAUUUAAAUAAUGAAAAUGAAAACAGAUUCAAGCCGUGAAAUAUGUUCUUGAUCAUUUGAGUUAAGGACUUUAAAUAAAGCAAAUGUUA
Messenger RNA from Orycteropus afer afer, 2892 nucleotides. It is a transcript of the gene FOXA1, whose product is annotated as forkhead box A1. The record is from RefSeq and is a predicted model, not a curated record. Gene Ontology annotation, molecular function: transcription factor binding; DNA-binding transcription factor activity, RNA polymerase II-specific; protein domain specific binding. NCBI's taxonomy places the organism in Eukaryota, Metazoa, Chordata, Mammalia, Tubulidentata, Orycteropodidae. Gene Ontology annotation, biological process: regulation of transcription by RNA polymerase II; anatomical structure morphogenesis; cell differentiation.